AUGACAGCUGAGGAAACAAGGUCGUCUCUAGGAGCCCUCGCGGACGCAGCUGCUGGUGCAUCAGAUGAGUCGCUGGGAUACGAUAACGUCGGUAGCAGUGGUGCUCAAGACGGAGAAUCAUCAUCAUCAUCUAGGUCAGUCACAGCUUUUGUGCAGACAUUUAUGCUGGGAAAGAAGCAUCGUCAACGAGAGAGACAGCUGUCGAAUGCAGCCGUCACCAGGAGUACAACUAGAAGGAGACUUGGAUCUUAUCUAGAUCAGCCUUUACUUGUGAAGCGCGUCGGCUGUAGCACGCGAGGAAGCUUGACGGAUCUGAGGAUGAUCCCGCAGGUUGCUUUCGUGCAACCAGGAGUGACAUCACAGGAGAACACGGCUACAGAUCUGGGUGCUUUGAGCUUCCUUCAGGAAGCAUCCUCUGAGGCAGCGGAGGAAGAGGAAGAGGAUGCUGAUGAUGAUGAUGAUGAGAGUACCGCUUCGGACCGGGAGGAAUCGGAAAUGGAAGCUACAGAGGCUUCUAGCAAUGGCAGUGACCACGAUGAAGAGGUGGAGCAUGAAGGCAGUGGCGAGGAGGAGGAUUAUGAGCAGAGGUACGACGACGAGGAGGAGGACCAGGCAGACAGCGAGGAUAGUGAGAUCAAUGACGAUCAUGACGAGGAGGCUCAGGCAAGACUGAUUGCCGCUAAACCUUCGAGCCUU
Amoebophrya sp. A25 is the source of this 696-nucleotide messenger RNA. The record is from the annotation of a GenBank genome assembly. NCBI's taxonomy places the organism in Eukaryota, Dinophyceae, Syndiniales, Amoebophryaceae.